Messenger RNA from Vigna umbellata (rice bean), 885 nucleotides. The record is from RefSeq and is a predicted model, not a curated record. Lineage: Eukaryota; Viridiplantae; Streptophyta; Magnoliopsida; Fabales; Fabaceae.
AUGCCAGAGAAGAAUCCUCCGGUAUUAGAGAAGUAUGAUGGCUCAACGGAUCCCGACAAUCACCUUAGGAUCUUCACCAAUGCAAUGGCAUUCUACACGGACAACAAACUGGUCAUAUGCAGAGCCUUCUCCUUAUCGCUCAAGGACGAAGCAUUGGAGUUGUAUAACACUCUUUCCCCAAACACAGUGGAUUGCUUCGCCACUAUAGAAAUCCUCUUUAGAAGGCAAUACGCCUUCAAUCAGAAACAAUAUAUAACACUAGCGGAAUUGGUAAAUACUAAACAGGAGAAAGGGAAAACUUUGAAAGCCUUUAUGAAAAGGUAUAAUAAAACCGCACAACGAGUUAAAGAUGUUAAUCACACUUUUAUCAUCAGCAACCUGCCUUCAUGUCUAAGGUCAGGAUAUAUUGCUGAAAAACUAUAUGCACGACCACCAAAAACAAUUGAUGAACUUCAGGAAAGGAUAACUGAGUUUGUUCGUAUGGAGGACAUGAGGAGCUCACAACGAAAGCAACAACAGGAAGCUGAUGUAAGCGGAAAGAGAAAGGACAACAGACAAACGUUCUACAACUACGACAAGGGAGGGGGUUCUCGACCAAAGGACUUCCCUCGAAUGCCAAAGUUUGAUCAUUACACAACUAUCAAUGCACCCAGGGCAAAAAUCCUUGAUGAAGCCCUUAGUGCCGAACUACUUUCGGUCAGGAAGCUUCAUUUACCUAAUAAUGCUUAUGGAAGAAAGCACUGCCAAUACCAUCAAAACCUAGGACAUACUUUCAAAGAGUGUGUGACACUCAAAGAUAAAAUCGAAGAGCUCAUUCGUGUCAGCCAUCUUCGUAAGUACGUAAAGACGGAUCGAUCGCGGAUAAGAAGCUCAUCAAGGNUGUGA